Messenger RNA from Parnassius mnemosyne (clouded apollo), 555 nucleotides. NCBI's taxonomy places the organism in Eukaryota, Metazoa, Arthropoda, Insecta, Lepidoptera, Papilionidae. The record is from the annotation of a GenBank genome assembly.
AUGUCUCUGGAACGUCAAGUCCGCGCCAAGCUUGCUUCAAAGCGCAACCCUGAACAAGAAAAGGAAGCCCAGGAGUGGAUCGAGGGAGUUUUAGGCGCUAAAUUCCCCCCUGGUGAACAGUUUGAGGAUGUUCUCAAGGAUGGAACUGUCCUUUGUCAACUUAUUAACAAGCUGAAACCUGGUUCAGUGUCCAAAAUUAACACCUCUGGUGGUCAAUUCAAAAUGAUGGAGAACAUCACCAACUUCCAAAGCGCCAUCAAAGCAUACGGUGUUCCUGACAUCGACGUAUUCCAAACUGUGGAUCUGUGGGAGAAGAAAGACAUCGCUCAAGUUGUUAGCACACUGUUCGCCCUCGGCCGUGAGACCUACAGGCAUCCUGAAUGGAACGGACCUUACCUCGGACCUAAGCCUUCUGAAGAAUGCAAGCGUGAUUUCUCUGAGGAAGUUCUGAAGGCUGGACAGACUGUAAUUGGUUUACAAGCUGGCUCCAACAAGGGUGCCACCCAGUCUGGCCAGAACAUGGGCGCUGGCCGCAAAAUCUUGCUCGGCAAGUGA